Messenger RNA from Trypanosoma rangeli, 957 nucleotides. RefSeq lists its product as uncharacterized. Bases 1 to 957 code for a protein of 318 amino acids. The transcript has a single exon. NCBI's taxonomy places the organism in Eukaryota, Euglenozoa, Kinetoplastea, Trypanosomatida, Trypanosomatidae. The record is from RefSeq and is a predicted model, not a curated record.
AUGCUUGACCAUGAGGGACAAGCAAAAGCUCUGCUGCCACCUGGGUUGAAGCGGCAACAGCGGGACCACGUCAUGACAGGCCUCUACGCUGUUGACAAUGCAGCUGCAUCGUUCCCCAUGAACGGCAUUUAUGCAUCGAUGGAGAUGACUCUGUCGGAGAAACUUACCGCAUGGGUCCAAUCACUCGGUAAACCGCUGCGCUGUACAUCUUGUCGAUUGCGAAUUAAAAUGACGGAAAAGACAGUCGUUUACCGUUUGAUAUCAAAAUAUCAUGUCGGGGAUGCCUCGGAGAGGCAAUUUGCUUUUAUUUUCCCUGUCAGUGGCUGCAGUGGGGCCCUGACUUCACUUUUGGCGCGAAUUAAUAAGAGUGUAGUGUUGGGGCAGCUGGUAAGGGCUGAAAACGGUGCGUCCGGACAAUUACUGCGAGUGGUAGCAGCAACAGGCACGCCUGAUGAAACUUCUACUGAUAAACCACACACGCGUAACGUGGCAACCUACAGCAUUACACCUAAUGCAUCCGAUGUGCUUGACGGCAAAGCGGCGGAAGUGGGAGCCGAGAUAAUUGUAGAGACUCAAUGGAUUUCCAAAGAAAUGGCAUCCUGUAGUCCCCAUAUGUUGCAGAUUUCAUAUUCGUUUGUGUGUGCACCACGAUUGCCAGACGAAAUUGUCUGUCGUACGGCGUUUUCAUAUCCUCUAAAAAUGGUGUCCAGCCCCAAUUGCCGCAUUGGUGGGGGUACGUUGAGUUGGAAGCUGCGAAGAAGAAGUUGCAAGAUUUGGCUCACUCCGCAGAAUGCCGCAAAGAUGCUGCGGCGCGACGACAAAGUUUUCAUUCUUACAUUUUACUUUCAGAACACCCUUCACGCCGAGUACAAGCCAGGUCCUCUCGGGCCUGUGUUUCUUGUAAUCUUCCUGUUUCUCAUACUGUGGAUGAUGCUAACAAAAGAUUUGAGUGUCUGA